Equus caballus (horse) is the source of this 1910-nucleotide messenger RNA. The record is from RefSeq and is a predicted model, not a curated record. NCBI's taxonomy places the organism in Eukaryota, Metazoa, Chordata, Mammalia, Perissodactyla, Equidae.
AGAGUGGAAGCUCAGUGGAAUGAAUGAAUAUACCAACAUGCACACCCACUGACACACAUGUAUUCACACAAUCACAACUCACACUCACAAACACAUCAACAGGUGAACACGCAAAGGUGAACUCCACACCCUCUCACACUGAUCUGCCUACACAACUCUAUUUCAGGCCAACACACACUUUCACACGGACACACACACAUUUUACACAAGCCUGCGCAAGCUCUCUCACCUGUGACUACACACAUUUCACCGGCUGGCAGGGGAGCCUCUGGGCCUCAUUCCCUUCCUUUGUAAAAUGAGGGUAGUAAGAAGCAAAUUCUUCUUAGGAUUCUGGGGAAGAUUCAGAUUGUGCACGAUGAGCAGUAGCACAGGCCUGGUCGAGCGUGCUGAUCAAUGUCAGCCAUGAUCGUUAUUACUAUGGCUGUUAUCAUCACUGUUAUUUCGUGUGCAAACACACACAGUGGCAGCUCCCAGGACCCGGCUGCCACCUGCCCUGCUCUCCUGCCCCCAGGCUUAGAGCUCCAUCCCUGGCACCCACUCUGGACCCAGAGCUGACAGGCAGACCAACCGCAGGGCCGACGGCCACAUCUGAGGGGCACGUGUGCCUCGACCUGACCCUGAGCUGGCGGGGGCCAGGGAAGGGGUGGGCUGGGGGCACGGGCAGAUUCUUGUCUGUUGUGGACACUUCCUGGCUGCCUCUGGCUGGGCCGGGAAUUGCAGGGGUCUGGUGGGGGGUGGCGGUGAUGAGGUGGGCGUGGAUCUUGGGUUUGGGAGAUGUGGAAACUGGUGUCUCCUUGUCCUUCAACUCACCAGGCCUCUUCAUGUGCUCACAGCCCAGCCAGGUGGAGGACGCUCUGUCUGCGGAGGCGGGUGAGGAAGAGGAAGAGGAAGAGGAGGAGACAGCCCCUGCCCCAGCUCCUGCUCCUGAAGAGCCCACGGAGCCCUCGCUGGCAGAAGCCAGCCAGGUUCUGGGGGCCUCAGAGAUCAGGCAGCUCAGCCUCCACCUCCCGCCAAGAGUCAGGGGCUAUUCCUGGAGUCUGGCCUUCUGCACGUCGAGGGACGGCUUCAGCCUGCGGAGCCUGUACAGGCAGAUGGAGGGCCACGGCGGGCCGGUGCUGCUGGUGCUGAGGGACCAGGAUGGGCAGAUGUUUGGGGCCUUCUCCUCCUCAGCUAUUCGACUCAGCAAAGGCUUCUACGGUACUGGAGAGACAUUCCUCUUCUCCUUCUCCCCACAGCUGAAGGUCUUCAAGUGGACGGGAAGCAACUCUUUCUUUGUGAAAGGAGACUUGGAUUCACUGAUGAUGGGCAGCGGCAGUGGCCACUUUGGGCUGUGGUUGGAUGGAGACCUGUACCACGGGGGAAGCCACCCCUGUGCCACCUUCAAUAAUGAGGUGCUGGCCCGGCAGGAGCAGUUCUGCAUCAAGGAGCUGGAGGCCUGGGUUCUGAGCUGAUACCCCCAUGGUGGGCAGCCUCCUGAGGCUACAGGAGCUUGGAUCUGCUCGUGGGUGCCAUCUAGGCCUCCCUUGCACAGGGCAGCCCAUUCUGUCUGGAACACGGAUGGUGACGUGGCCUAGUGCUUGCUGACUGUGGCUGUGAGGCAGCCUCCCUGUGGCCUGGGGACCCAAGACAGGCAAGGAGGCAGGCAACGUUCUCCCGGAAAGGUAACUUUGAAGGAGUGAAAGAUAUUUACUCCAGCCGAGCUGCGCAAAGUCCCUUGUGAAAAUUAUCUUUUUAGAAAUUAGAUGUGUUUAUUGUAGAAAAACCAGAAGACAUAAAAAAAAUUAAAAUUGCCUAAAAUUCAACCACGCCCCAAAACACUAACAUUUUCAUGUAUAUUCUCCCAAUUUUCCAUGGAGAUAUAUAUAUAUAUAUAUACAUCUUACAAAAAUGGGAGUCUAGGGACCAGCCCG